Molecule: messenger RNA, 5248 nt
Organism: Colossoma macropomum (tambaqui)
Lineage: Eukaryota; Metazoa; Chordata; Actinopteri; Characiformes; Serrasalmidae
Gene: ddx3xb
Product: DEAD-box helicase 3 X-linked b
Exons: 19
Coding region: 256-2418 (720 amino acids)
Biological process (GO): cell differentiation; gamete generation
Cellular component (GO): nucleus; P granule
Molecular function (GO): RNA binding; ATP binding; RNA helicase activity
Source: RefSeq, a predicted model, not a curated record
CGAGUCUGUAGCAACGCUUAGGUCGAGUUCAGGCGUAGAAACGAGGAAACCUUAGUUUUAUCCAUCGGAAAUAGUACUAAAAACCCAGUACUUGUUAUUUUACUUGUGGUUAAUAGCUGGCGUGUUGAGUAAACCUUUCCGUUUGAAAGUUACUACGGAACGACGUCGAUAAAAUAGCACUAGGAGGACAGAGCUACAUACCGGCAAACAAAGAAACCCUUUCUCAAAGAAAUUACACCUCAACACUCUUUAGUUAUGAGUCAUGUGGCCGUUGAAAAUGUACACGGUCUAGACCAGCAGAUUGCUGUCCUAGACUUGAACUCCGAUGUACAAGGUGGAGGCACUGGCCGGCGUUACAUUCCACCCCAUUUAAGGAACAAGGAGGCUUCCAAAAAUGAUUCAGCUGGAGGAUGGGAUGGUGGCCGUAGCAAUGGAUUUGUAAAUGGCUACCAUGAUGGCCGAGACAACCGCAUGAAUGGAGGCAGCACUUUUGGCAGCCGUGGACCCAUGCGCAAUGAUCGUGGAGGCAGAGGAGGUUACAGAGGCAGGGGCAGUGGCACCUACCAGCCAGGGCAAAACGCAAGCUUUGGCUAUGACAGUAAAGAUGGAGCUGGAUGGAAUGCCCCAAAAGAUAAUGCCUAUAGCAGUUUUGGUGGGCGUUCUGAUAGGGGCAAGUCUUCCUUCUUCAGUGAUCGUGGAUCCUCUUCCAGGGGAAGGUAUGAGCGUGGAGGUUUUAGUGGCGGCGCAAACAGCCGUUGGGCUGAGGAGUCCAGAGAUGAUGAGGACUGGUCCAAACCUCUGCCCCGAAAUGAAAGGCUAGAACACGAGCUGUUCUCUGGAAGCAACACAGGGAUUAACUUUGAGAAAUAUGAUGACAUUCCUGUUGAAGCCACUGGCCACAACAGUCCUCAACACAUUGAGAGUUUCCAUGAUGUGGACAUGGGAGAGAUCAUUAUGGGCAACAUCGCUCUGAGUCGCUACACACGCCCCACUCCAGUCCAGAAACAUGCUAUUCCAAUCAUCAAAUCCAAAAGAGACCUUAUGGCAUGUGCACAGACAGGAUCUGGUAAAACUGCAGCCUUCUUGCUGCCAGUGCUGAGCCAGAUUUACACAGAUGGGCCAGGAGAAGCCCUGCAGGCUGCAAAGAACAGUGCCCAGGAAAAUGGAAGAUAUGGCCGCCGUAAACAGUAUCCCAUUUCGCUGGUUCUGGCUCCCACUAGGGAACUGGCUCUCCAGAUAUAUGAUGAAGCCAGGAAGUUUGCAUAUCGUUCGCGGGUGCGGCCAUGUGUGGUAUAUGGAGGAGCCGAUAUUGGCCAGCAGAUCCGAGACCUGGAGAGGGGCUGCCACUUGCUAGUGGCCACACCUGGCCGUCUAGUAGACAUGAUGGAGAGGGGCAAGAUUGGCUUGGAUUACUGCAAUUACUUAGUCCUAGAUGAGGCUGACAGGAUGUUGGAUAUGGGUUUCGAGCCACAGAUCCGACGUAUUGUGGAGCAGGACACCAUGCCUCCUAAAGGCCUGCGCCAAACCAUGAUGUUCAGUGCCACGUUCCCAAAAGAGAUCCAGAUCCUAGCACGUGACUUCCUGGAUGACUACAUCUUUUUGGCUGUGGGACGUGUGGGUUCCACCUCUGAAAACAUUACCCAGAAGGUGGUCUGGGUUGAGGAAAGUGAUAAGAGAUCCUUCUUGCUCGACCUUCUUAAUGCCACAGUUAUACCAAACGAGGUUCAGGACAGCACUGGGGAAAGCAGGGAAAAACCUGGUAAAGACUCUCUCACUCUGGUAUUUGUGGAAACAAAAAAGGGUGCCGAUGCACUGGAAGACUUCCUAUAUCGUGAGGGCUAUGCUUGCACCAGUAUCCAUGGUGAUCGUUCACAGAGAGACCGUGAGGAAGCACUCCAUCAGUUCCGCUCAGGGAGAUGCCCUAUUCUGGUCGCCACUGCUGUGGCUGCCCGUGGUCUGGACAUUUGCAAUGUGAAGCAUGUCAUUAACUUCGACCUGCCCAGUGACAUUGAAGAAUAUGUCCAUCGAAUUGGUCGUACUGGUCGUGUGGGCAACCUUGGUCUUGCUACCUCGUUUUUCAAUGACAAGAACAGCAACAUUACCAAGGACCUGCUGGACAUUCUGGUUGAGGCUAAACAGGAAGUGCCAUCCUGGCUGGAAAGCCUGGCGUAUGAGCACCAGCAUAAAAGCAGCAACCGUGGACGCUCAAAGAGAUUCUCUGGUGGGUUUGGAGCCAGGGAUUACCGGCAAACCAGCAGCAACAGCAGUAGCGGAGGCUUUGGUAGCCGUGGCAGCCGUAACACAGGGGGACAUGGUGGAAACCGCGGAUUUGGUGGUGGUAAGGGUGGAUUUGGAAAUUUCUACAACAGUGAUGGCUAUGGAGGAAACUACUCUCAGGUGGACUGGUGGGGAAACUAAACCCCUUCCCCACUUUCCAUCUUUCCAAACCCACUCUCCACGAUCAGUGGGUCACCAUGCCAAACUCACUGAAUGGAAACCACAUGUAACUUAGCCAGACUGUAUACCCUGUGUAGCUUUCAAGAACUUGACAGUACAUUACCAGCUGUGAUUCUCUGACCACAUCCCAAAAUGAAGCGUACCGCUGGCUAUAGGAGAUGGGGUCGCCAGGGCAACUGAAGGUUUGUCCACAGAGGAACCAGUCUCCAGACCUGCUCGUCUGUAGAAAAGGAAAAAAAAAUCCAGAAAGUAUACUUCAUUAGAACCUUUUUUUUGACUCCUUUUCCACUACAUCUCAUUGCUUUUUUUGUAGUAAUUGAGAAUCAUUUGUUUGUUAAUGUACUGUGCCUUGAAAUUUUGACUUCUGUUAUUCCUUUUUAAAUGUCAGACUGGCUAAGGCUUGGCCACAGUUAAGAUUUUUAUUGUGUUCCUGCUUGUUUUUCCAAAAUUCUUAUUCAUUUUGAAGGCAAGAAAAUUUAAGCUUGAGCUUAAUCAAACCUUGGCAAACUCUGGGAUGGGAUGCAUGAUCUUGUUCUGAACUUGUAACAGGGUCACCAGGCUGUCCCUCCCUCUAUUGGCUUUCACUCUUGCUUAGCAAACAAAUAUAAUGUGCUGCAAGGGAAUGAACAUAAUGCAAAUGUUAAUCUUGCUCACGCUAUCCUGGAGAGGUACCUCUUAGGGACGUGGUAGUCGCUAAAAAAAAAGAAAUACCAAGCCAUUCCAGUUUAUGAUCUUAAUAUCCAUAGUAAUUUGUGAACUGUGUGUACCUCCGUUCACGCCAGUGUUUGGAUACACAGUGCUUGAACGCUCCCACUCGUGAGUUGUAACAUUUCAGGCAGCUAGUUCAGUACUAAAGACUAGCCAUUUAGUGGAGUGGUGUUAGGUUAUUCAUUCUGUUUUCUUACUUGAACUAUUGUGGAAGUGGCAAUUGGAUUUUUUUCUUUUUUUUUGUUUACUUUUAUCAAGUAGUUCUUUAAUGAAAUGGUGUUCUCAAAGCUACUGCCAUAGUGAAAAGUUCAAAUGGCUACAUUAGGACCACAGUGUCAGAGUGGACUGGCUCUAAAGGCCAGGCCCGUCUCUGCAGUAAUUCGCAUGCUAGUGUUCUUGUUUUUUUGGUCAAGGAGAUUCAGAUUUCUGCAGCAGGCUUUUGUUUUCAUUACGAAGAACGUCAUCCAGAUCUUCAUUAUACUUCUCUCUCUUUUCCCAAGCUGCGUUGAAUUUCGAAAAGACAUCCUUGGGCUUGCACUAGAGACGUGGCUCCCCUUUUUGAGACCCCAGGAGCUUGGGGCAAACUGGGUGCUGGACAAAAUCAGGAAUGAUGUACACAGGAAAAGGAACUGCACAGGGUGAGGCGAAGGCUGACGGGAUUGCAGUUUAGGCAUAACACUUUCUAUUUUUUCCUUUUUUUUUGUUGUAGUGAAUGAGGUUUCCAUGGCGUCCUGGCCAAAGACAGGGUUAGUUUCCCCAUCCCUCUUUUUACUGUUUGUUACGGUAGUUGAGCUGCCGUGUGGUACCAUGGAGACGAGACUGUCGGUCAGUGUAACUGGCAGUGCUCCCCUCUCCCUUUCAAUGGGCGAGGUCUACGGAGGGUGGGACGGAUACUACAUUUAACUGAAGUGCAAUAGAUUUCCUCUCAUGCGUGUUGUGCCUUUGACAUUUAAAGAAGUUUGAGAAAUGGUGAACUGAAGCAGAUGCACUGACAGUAUUGUGGUAACUUGAGAUGAGUGGUGCUAUUUAGGUUUAGGCCCAUGUAUGUUAUGCCCAUCAAGUUUUACAAAAUUCUUUUAUUGCACAGCUAGAGUUUUAUAUAAAUGUCUUGUGUGCGUGUCCUUAAGCUUCCAAAUAAUUGUGUGUGAAGACCUGAGAAAAAAGAAAAAAAGGACGCGCAGCUUGUUUACAAAAGGGGAAGGGUUCUCAAUAUUUAACCAGGAUCGAUUUGGGACCAGGGAGUCAGCAGUGGGGAAUUUAGCUAUUUGCACACAGAUUACUAGAUUCUACUUUUGCUGCUAGUUUGUGUAAUUUAUUGAGCAUUUUUGAGAAAUAUUUAUUUUUAUAAGCCUAAAAGUGAUAGUUUCAAGUAACUUGACCAAAAGACAGUACAAAAACACUGGCACUUGAAUGUUGAAUGUCACCCGUAUGCGUGAAAUUUAUAUAUUUCGGGGUAGUGUGAGCUUUUUAAUGUUUAAGGUCAUUUUGGACUUGUUGAAAUCCAUACCUGUAGUCUCAGCCAAAUAUUUCAAUCACAUACUUAAAUUGGCAGCCAACAUUUGAACGUUAACAACCAUGCCAAGGUUUGGACAAAAGUUAUCAAAACAUUUUUCCUAAAUGCAUAAGUGCAAAGUGUCCAGAUUGUCUUUUCCUUUUUCUGUUGUAAUUUUUUUUUAUUAUUUUAUUUUAUUAUUUUUUUUAUACAAAUCCUUUUUUUUGGUUCGUUUUUGUUUUUGUCCUCCUCCCCCCCUCUCCCCCCUCAGUGAAUGUCUGGCACAUGGCAAUCUUAAGGAAAAACAUGUGGUUAUUCUCUCUUGUUGCAUUUGCAGAAAUUGGGCAUUUGGAAGUGUUGUUCUCUAUCUGGUUUGGUGACCAAUUCCGUUAGUCUUAAUUAACAAGCAGCUGUUGAAUGUCAGUAAGGACAGAAAAAGACAGGCUUUUGAUUCACCAAACCAUGACAAAGAACAUCACCGGAGCCCUUAGAGUUAGAAAUUGCUUUAUGUACUAGUUUAGAAGCUGUGCACUGCACGAGAAAAACGUUUAUUGUAUGAUUUUACCAAAAUAAAGUUUGAAAUGGCAAAUA